UAUAGGGAAAGUAGGGGACAACUUGCUAGUAUAAAAUUAUAGUCCCAUCAAUUGUAUAUCAAGGCCCAAAAUCAAUAUUCAAUCUUGAACAAUUUAUAAAAUGCCAUAUUGAAGGCAAAUAAUUGGACCCAAAGGCCCAGCAUUCAAACAUGUGAGGUAGAGGCUGAAUAGAUAAGGUUAGAUGGAGCUAAGCUUCACAUGAAGUAACUUCCUCAACAUAUUUGAUUAUACCAAACAACCAAAAAAUUUACUGGGAAAGUAGUAUAAGAAGAAAAUACUCAUGGAGAUAUUUGAAGUUGGACCAUGUAAGAGCUCCUAUGAAAUGGGGUAUCUGAUAGGGGAGAGAUUCUCAUCCUUGAUAAAGAGCAGAUUAGCAACAGACCUUAUUCUACAAACUCAGCUCCGGCCUUAUGCCGAAACCCAAAUUGCAAAACCGAUAAUCGAUUCUCUUACUGAAAACAACCGGAGCAAGUUCCCGCGUUACUGGGAUGAGCUUGUUGGGAUUGCGGAAGGAAGUAGUGUGCCUGUUCUUGAUAUAAUACUUAUCAACUUCAGGAAAGAGAUAUUAGCAUUUAUGCCAAAGAACGAAGGAGCGAAUAUACCUGAAGACACACCAGAUGAUUGCUCUACCGUUCUGGUAGUAAGUGACAGUAUGGCCAUAGCAGCGCACAAUGAAGAUGCAAAUGUUGCUCUAGUUGGUCACACAUACUUGAUCCAAGCGAAUUUAGGCAAUGGACUUUCCUUCACAGCAUAUACAUACGCCGGGGAGCUUCCAAGCUGUGCAUUUGGCUUUAACAGUCAUGGAUUGGCUUUCACGUUGAACUCGGUACCACCUCGUGAAGAUGAAAUUGUAGCAGGAGGCAUUGGGCGGAACUUUAUUUCAAGAGAUCUUCUUGAAGCAACGAGCAGUGGUGAUGCUCUGAAGAAAAUUCAGUCGUCAGAAGUGUCUGUUGGACACAGCUAUAACCUGAUCGAUAUACCAAAACGAAAGAUUCUGAAUAUAGAAACAGCAUCAAGGAAUCGAUUUUCAGUCUAUGAGGUCAAUGCAUCACCAUUCUUCCAUGCAAACAUGUACCUUCACCUUCAAGUUCCACAGAUACAAGAUGAAAAUUCAAGUAGCAGACAAAAACGAGCAGCUUCACUGCCGCAAGAAUCAAAAGAAGAUUUCCUUUCACUCCUUGGAGACAUAGAUGACAAAAGAUAUCCCAUCUACAUGUCAGGACCAACAUUGUACACAUUGUGCACAGCUGUUUUCGACCUUGAUGGACCAACACUAUCUAUCAUUGAAGGGAACCCAAAAGAAGGAAAGGUGACUCAUUCAUUCCAUAUGUAAAA
Messenger RNA from Chenopodium quinoa (quinoa), 1335 nucleotides. RefSeq names its product acyl-coenzyme A:6-aminopenicillanic-acid-acyltransferase 40 kDa form-like. The record is from RefSeq and is a predicted model, not a curated record. NCBI's taxonomy places the organism in Eukaryota, Viridiplantae, Streptophyta, Magnoliopsida, Caryophyllales, Amaranthaceae. Bases 281 to 1333 code for a protein of 350 amino acids. The transcript is spliced from 7 exons.